Molecule: messenger RNA, 2273 nt
Organism: Juglans microcarpa x Juglans regia
Lineage: Eukaryota; Viridiplantae; Streptophyta; Magnoliopsida; Fagales; Juglandaceae
Product: probable tRNA (guanine(26)-N(2))-dimethyltransferase 2
Exons: 12
Coding region: 215-2008 (597 amino acids)
Biological process (GO): tRNA N2-guanine methylation
Cellular component (GO): nucleus
Molecular function (GO): RNA binding
Source: RefSeq, a predicted model, not a curated record
GCCACGCCAUAGGGUUUCCACGUAAGUUACAUAUAAAAGCGCCUCCGUUUCUUGUAUCGCUUUCAUCUCCGACCUCUCAAACUCCAGCAGCAAAACCUUAAAAAUCAAAACCAGAAUAAUACGCCUCAGUCUCCCACUCUUACGGUCUCUGUGUUCCUUCUCUGCUAAACAUAAGCAGUAACAGGUACAAGAAGAGGAGCAGAAGAAAAUCGAUAUGCACGAAACUGGAGGUGGAGGAGGAGGAACAAUGUCGGUGGAUCUCAAUGAUUACGCUAUCAUCAAAGAGGGAGAGGCUGAGAUUCUCAUGCGCAAAAAUGAAGUCUUCUACAACCCAUCCCAGGUUGACAACAGAGAUAUGUCAAUUGCUGUCCUGAGGACAUUUAUAUUCAAGCGAAAACAGGAGCAGGAAGCUAUUUUGUUGAAAAGAACAAAGGCCACACAAAAGGCUCCUGAGAAGGAUUCCUCUGAAGCUUCUGGAGAAGUGGCAGCUGAUAAUGAUGUAAUGAACGAUGAAAAACCUAAUGGGGAAUGUGAAGUGCCCGAAGAGAUAUCUCAGGAUGAACCAUGCAGUGUUUCAAAAGAAUCGGUCAAGACCCCUGAAGGAAAACGACACGGGGAAAUGAAGCCACCAAGAGUUCUUGAGGCCUUGGCAGCUUCUGGUUUGAGAUCUCUUAGAUAUGCUCGUGAAGUAGAAGGGAUAGGCCAAGUUGUGGCACUAGACAAUGAUAAAGUAUCUAUUGAAUCUUGCAAGAGAAAUAUUAAGUUCAAUGGCUCAGUAGCUUGUUCAAAGGUGGAAGCACAUCUUACUGAUGCUCGUGUAUUUAUGCUCACCCAUCCAAAAGAAUUUGACGUGGUUGAUCUUGAUCCCUAUGGUGCACCGUCUGUGUUCUUGGAUUCUGCAGUUCAAUCAGUUGUUGAUGGGGGCAUGCUAAUGUGUACUGCAACCGAUAUGGCAGUACUAUGUGGGAGUAGUGGGGAGGUUUGCUAUUCCAAAUAUGGUUCCUAUCCAUUGAGAGGGAAAUACUGCCACGAAAUGGCUUUGAGGAUUCUUCUUGCCUGCAUUGAGAGCCAUGCAAAUCGGUACAAGCGGUACAUUGUUCCUGUGCUAUCUGUUAAGAUGAACUUUUAUGUCCGGGUUUUUGUUCGCAUUUACACUUCUGCAAGUGCAAUGAAAAAUACUCCCCUUAAGCUUUCAUAUGUUUAUCAGUGCACUGGUUGUGAUUCUUUUCAUCUUCAGCCUAUCGGGAGGACAGUUUCCAAGAAUAACAGCGUAAGACAUCUGCCUGGGUUUGGUCCUGCUGCUCCUCACGAGUGUAGUGACUGUGGGAAGAAGUUUAACAUGGGUGGGCCUAUAUGGUCUGCUCCAAUCCAUGAUCAAGAAUGGGUAACUUCCAUACUUUCAGAUGUGAAAUCUAUAAAGGAUAGGUAUCCUGCUUAUGAUCGUAUCUCUGCUGUAUUGACAACAAUAUCAGAGGAACUGCCUGAUGUUCCUCUAUUUCUGAGUCUGCACAACCUAUGUGCCACGCUUAAAUGCACCUCUCCAUCAGCAGUAAUAUUCCGUUCAGCUGUGAUCAAUGCUGGAUAUCGUAUAUCUGGAACUCAUGUGAAUCCAUUGGGGCUGAAAUCAGAUGCUCCCAUGGAUGUCAUUUGGGACAUAAUGCGCUGCUGGGUAAAAAAUCAUCCAGUUAAAGCUCAACCACCAGAUCUGCCAGGAAGUGUGAUACUUGCUAAGGAACCAGUUCUUCAAGCUAAUUUUGCUCGGGCUGUUGCUUCUCUUAGCAAAGCACAAGCCAAGAAGGUCACACGCUUCCUUCCCAACCCUGAAAGACAUUGGGGCCCAAAGCUGAGAGCAGGUCGUCAAAUUACCAGCAAGCACGUCUCUCUUUUGGGUCCUCAGGCAUUGAAUGCUACGAUUAACCACGAAGAAGAUGGUGAAGAGCGUGGUGCCAAGCGUCAAAAGACAGAGGAACCCAACUUUCUUGGAAGUAUUCCUACAGACCAAGCCUGACUAGAGCUUUGUCAACUCUCCCAUUAUUAAAAGAAAAAAAGAAAAAAUGAUGUAUGCUUUCGGUGCUCCCCCUUCUCUUACCUUUUAAAUUUGUUUUUUUUAUUUUUGGUGGGGAGAGAGAUAGAGAGAUAUCUCAAGAAAUGCCCCCAGUUUAAUAGAAUUGUGAGGGAAAAGUGGAAUUGAGAAACUCUGGUGACAUUAGAAGUAAAUUUGUUGCAAUUUUGAAGUUUUGGAAAUACAUAAUGUAAAAAGUUCAUUUCUUAAA